Messenger RNA from Cloeon dipterum, 947 nucleotides. RefSeq lists its product as uncharacterized. The record is from RefSeq and is a predicted model, not a curated record. Lineage: Eukaryota; Metazoa; Arthropoda; Insecta; Ephemeroptera; Baetidae. The coding region runs from base 151 to 588 and encodes 145 amino acids. The transcript has 3 exons.
GCCUGCUGAGCGUUAGCAUUGGCCCUCCCACCUCGCCCUUACCCGCUUUCCUCCAGCUUUGACGGCCCUGUAUAAAAGGUUGCUUCGGUAGAACCUCUCGCCACUCGCUAAGACCCUGUCGCAGAAAAAGGAGCGCGUCCGCAAACAAAGAUGAAGUUCCUCGUUGUCGUUCUUUCUGUUUCCCUCACCCUCGCUUUGGCCGCUGACGACAAGGCUGCCGAAAGACCAAAGACUUUCCGCCGUCUCAUUCCUGCUGACACCCUCAGAGACUUCCCCGGCCUGUGCUUCGCCUCGACCCGUUGCGCCACCAUCGAGCCCGGCAAGUCAUGGGAGCUUGCUCCCUUCUGCGGCCGCUCCACCUGCGUCCUCGAAGAGGGCCGUCUGCUCGAGCUGGUUGAGGACUGCGGCCCCCUGCCCAAGCCCAACCCCAAGUGCAAGCUGUCUGAGUCGACCAACAAGACCGCCGAGUUCCCCACGUGCUGCCCUAUCUUCGAGUGCGAGGAGGGCGUGAAGCUGGAGUACCCCGACCUGGCCGCUCCCCCUGCCGAGGCCGCCGCCGACAAGUCCACUGAGAAGCCCAAGGCCUAAGCGCGCCAUUAUUGAGAGAGAUUGAAGAAGCAACCGCGAGUAAUUUAUUUUUAAAUGCUGCUGGAGUAAAAUUUUCCUCGUGAGAGAAUCAAACGGACUUUUGGACGAAGAAGCAUUUUACACAAAAAAUUGAAACACCUGGAAUAUAUAUAAAACAGAGAAAAGUCAUUAUUUGAGAAGCAUCAGUAGGAUAGACAGGGUUGUAAACUAUUCAUUUUUCGCGCGUCUCUCAUUAUGCCGAAAACCAUCUUAAUCAAUCAAUGACAAUGUGAUCCUCAGUUUUACUUACGAUUAGUACCUUUUUGUAAUAUCCACCGUUUUGUACGAAUAAAAAACGUAUAGAAUUUAAUUACAAAAAA